Messenger RNA from Effrenium voratum, 246 nucleotides. The record is from the annotation of a GenBank genome assembly. NCBI's taxonomy places the organism in Eukaryota, Dinophyceae, Suessiales, Symbiodiniaceae.
AUGGGGGAUCGUAGCCGCAGCCGCAGCAGAAGAAGGGACAGCCGGGGCCGCGAUGAGCGAAAAGACAGCCGCAGGCUUGGCUUACAACGGAUUGUGCUCCCUACUGCGGAGCUUUCUUGGCGACGUGCGGGCGGACGGAUGGAGGUGCCGGAGACGUUGCGCGCCAAGCUCUGGGCGGCGGUGUCCCGGAGCCGGGCAAUCCGCACCAAAGAGAUGCAGGCGACGAGGGAGAUGGCCGGGAAGUGA